GUGGAACUUACUGAAAAGUUAAAUGGAAGACAUAAGAAUCACCAACCUCAACGUCGAAAAGAAGACAAUUACAAGCCUACAAUCCAGCGGAGUCAUUACCCUAAAAGAAGUCGAACACGCUAACCUCCACAAACUCCACGAAGACAUCACCCAACUCCAAGUCGACAAGAUCCGAACGGCCUUCGAUGACGUCAAAGAGAUCUCAGAUUCAUACUCCAAGUUCUUAAAGAACCCAGUCGAUAUAGGAAAGGGCAGGCAGAGGCAGACUGUUCAGUUGGUAAGAGAUCCUGGUCAAGAAAUUGAAGAGGGUGGUGAAGAGUAUUUCUUAGAUGAGGUCUUUGGUCUAGGGGAGGUUAUAGAGAUAGUUGGGCCCUCUGCUUGUGGAAAGGGCCAAAUUGGUUAUCAACUGUGCUUGAACUCCCAAAUUCCAAAGGAACUUGGAGGUAUUGAGGGAGAAGCUCUCUAUGUUGACACUAAUGGGGAUUUCUGAGAAGAAAGAGUUCUCGAGAUGGCUAAGUGAUUCCGAAUGAAACUAAUGAAGUCACUUGGAAAAGAUGAUGAGCUUGAUGUUAAACUUAAAGAAAAAUACACAGAGGAAAAGAUCCUUGAACGAAUUUAUCAUUUUAGAAUCAUGGAUGAAGAUGAUCAGACUAGCUUCUUUAUUUCACUUGAGAAGAUCUUAAAAUCGAAUAAGAAAAUUAAAUGUAUCUAUUAUGAUCCGAUCAAUAUCCACUGAUCUAAAGCAGAGAGAGGGUACCAAGAAAGAAAAAGGAUUAUAAACAACGUUCUGAUACACUUCUUAAGACUUUCAAAAAGGUUUCAAGUAUGAUUUGUUCUCACAAAUAUUUUAAAAAGCGUGAGAAAGUUCUAUAAAGAAUCAGAGCCUACGACUAAGCUUGAACCGAACUAUGGAGAAAUCUUAUUCCAAAGCUGAACCAACAGGGUGCAUAUAGACAGAGACUCUAAGAUUGGUGAUGACAUCUUCAAAGCUACACUUACUAAAGGAAGUAUGUUUUACGAAAGAACUAAAGAAUUUCAUAUGCAUUUUCAAGUGAAAGAGAGUGGGAUAUCUGGCAGAAUAAGCUAAUUUCAAUAUUAAAGACUUUUUAAGGGG
Molecule: messenger RNA, 1114 nt
Organism: Moneuplotes crassus
Lineage: Eukaryota; Ciliophora; Spirotrichea; Euplotida; Euplotidae
Source: the annotation of a GenBank genome assembly